AUGCCAUCCCGAAAUCGACACUUUUGCUCGAGAGAACCGUUCCGACACGACGACAAACUGACUCUCCGCCGCGUCGAGGGACCUUUUAGCUCGAUCAAUCCAACAAGAGCCCAUUUCGACCACGCAGAGCUCUGCCCUAGAUCAGCGGCUGCUACACCGCACGAGAGCAACGACGAUGCGCGCCUCAAGCGACGGGCAAGACGAGUCGACUACACUGCCCCUGCCAAGAGUGUCAGGUUCUUGUGGCGACCGCGAGAUAACCGUAAGGGACGACAUCCUUUACUCGUCCAACCGGCAUUUAAGGGUGAGGAUGCGCCUUUCCUGACGCCAAGGCGGACGUCGGAUCCGAGGGAAGUUGUGAAGAAUGUGGUCAGGACGUUUACACUUUUUCCGGUGUGGGAUAUUUCAUGGCUGGGCUUUUUUGCCUGGCUUCCACUGGUUGCCCCCGGAACCGAGUUUCCAGGAGAGUCGUACUACGGCGGCGGAAUCACGGCCUUCAUCGGUGCGAUCGUCUUUUUCGAGGUCGGCUCCAUCUUGCUCGUGUUUGAAGCGAUCAAUGCGAAUAACACGGGAUGUUUUGGCUGGGCUGUCGAGCAGUUGCUCGAACAGGGCAACGGCACAUGCAAGGUAAAGUUAGUUGCGACCCGGGAUGAUUGUCGACACCAUCAUCAAAAUAAAUGUAACCUUGUGGGUAAGCCAAAGUCAUCCCCCUCUGCGGUAUUCUCCCAGAUAUCUCGCAGCGCUGAACCCGCGCGACACUGGCAAUGGUUUCCGUCGCGGCACGACCUCCGCAUUCACUACCUCCACGAAUUGGGUUUCCUCGCCGGCCUGGCCCAGCUCUUUGGCGCGACCGUGUUCGGCAUCUCUGGCAUUACUGCCCUACCAGGUGUAAUCGACCAUCUCACUCCACAAUGGCGACUGAACGCCGCCUACUGGAUCCCACAAGUCAUUGGCGGCAGCGGGUUUAUUGCGAGCAGCACCCUGUACAUGCUGGAGACGCAAGAGAAGUGGUGGAAGCCGGCACCGCAUCUGCUGGGGUGGCAUGUCGCGCUUUGGAAUCUCAUCGGAGCGUUUGGGUUCACGUUGUGCGGUGCCUUGGGAAUGGCACAUGGGAGUCCGGGGGCACAGUACCAGGCUUCACUGGCCACAUUUUGGUAA
This is a messenger RNA of Metarhizium album ARSEF 1941, 1158 nucleotides long. RefSeq lists its product as uncharacterized. Bases 1 to 1158 code for a protein of 385 amino acids. The record is from RefSeq and is a predicted model, not a curated record. The transcript is spliced from 2 exons. Lineage: Eukaryota; Fungi; Ascomycota; Sordariomycetes; Hypocreales; Clavicipitaceae.